UUGGCAAUGUUUGUUUCCUCAUCACAUCACGCGAAUGUUGAUGGCAAACCCUAAAGACGUCGCCACAUCCUCUGCUCCACCGGACUCCGGUGACCUCACCGGACACCCCAUCCGGCCUGUGCUCCGGCCAAGACCAAAGGCUCCAUAUGCUUGAAUGAUUGAGUAAUUAUCUAAAAGAAGAUUCACAUUCAUGGAUUUGUUGGCGUUCAUUACCUCCCGUUGUACAAAACGUUUCAUACUGCAAUCCUUCAUCAAAGAGACAAAGAAAAAUAGGGUCAUGCUUUUGUUGCAAACUUCACGCAUGACUAAAUUGUGCCCCCUUUUCGUAUGUCGAAGGAACAAUGUCUGGAGUUGACGCUGCGAUCGAAGCUUGCUGCUGCACAAGCUGCAAAAAAUGUGACAACUUUUCUGAGGCGGAAUUCGAGCUUAAAAACAUAGCUGAAAAAAUGGUUCCCAGUUUCAAGUGGUCAGAAGUAUAUAGUUCUUGUGCUUAGAUUUGUCAUAUGGAUCUAAAGAACUGUAUGCCACUAGAUGAGGCUCAAAGAGUUAGACGUGAACAACCUGGAUCAUUGCAGACUGUACGAUUAAUUUUGUUAAUAGAUCAACGGUCAAGAUUGGAAAUAUAUCAUCAUCAUCAUACUCAGUAAAUCCCACCAAUAGCAAGGCUAAGGUAGGGUCUGAGGAGGGUAAGAUGUAGAUAACCUUACCUCUAUCCCGUAUGAAUAGAGAGGCUGCUUCCAGUGAGACCCCCGGCUCGAUACAUGAAGAUAUUAUAUCAUAUAGAUUAAUUUGUUAUGUUAUAUGCCAUUUAUCGAAUUAAUGAGCAUUUAUUUCUAGUGUUAAUUUAUUCGAUUUAUAUAAAAUAUAAUGUAAAUAUUCGCCUGUGCUGAAACGCUCAUUGGUCCACGUUUUCUGUUUUUCGUAUCCCCUUCCUAUAAAUUGUCUCUAUGCUUCCCCGUUACACUCGUUCAAGAAGAAACAAGGCUCCGAUCUCUUGUUUCAUCCGAUCUUUGCUCACAUACACACACCAAGGUUUAUCAGAAACACGAUGACUUAUAAUCUCCGCACACAUGCAUCUAAACAAGUGCAGGGGAAGAUGCGUUAUAAUCUUCGCCGAAGUGAACCUAGACAACUUCAGGGCAGCACAAGUGAUAUAAAUGAUGAACUGGAAGAACAACCAACUACAGCAGAACUUCUCGAAAGUACUCAUCAUCUCGAAAACAAUGAUUUUGUGACGAAAAUUGUUAAAAAACCAAGGACAGAGAGAGUUGCCGUUGCUAGAAAAUACCCAUCCAGUGUGAAAAUCGUUAUUAAACCCCCACGCUUAUCCAAGCUCAAGCCUCCGUCAAGAUCAGACGGGUUCAAAACGGAUAGAAAAGCUCUCAAGAUUCUAAAUACGGCAUCACAAGAGUUGAUUGCCCGUAUCAACAAGGCUGCGGAUGCUAACGAAAUGAUAGAUUUAGCUUCAAAAGCAUUUGACUUUCUUGAUAUUGUUCCGGUUGAUUACACACCGGUGUACGAAGCCGCUCAUUCUGUCAUCAGUCAACGCUGUGACAUAGAAGCUCUAGUCCAACAGAAGCCGCAAUAUGCUUUUGAUACAAUAACUGCGCACAACGAAGCAGCCUCAGAGUUUUCCGAGGCCGAAGAAAGAUACAGUGGAGUUAACAGGGAGCUUGAAGAAGCCCAACGUGAUGUUGAUGGAAGUACAGCUCGCCUCAACUAUCUGUAUGAUGAAAGAAAGAAGGCAGAGGAGGAGAAGAAAGAAAUCGAGGCAAAAGUUGCUGCUGUACGAGCUGAUAAAGCUAGUUGUGACGAGGCCUAUUCUAGAGCAAAAUCAAAGCUCGAGGAAAUAGCCCCGAAAAUGAGUGAGGCUCAGAAGGAAAUCGAUGAGUUUGAAAGGCGGUGGAAGGAAGUUACGGAGAGAUUGAACCUUGCCAUGGAGGAGUUAUCUAGGCUUAGAAUCUAAUCUUAAAAAGUUUGUUUAGCUUUUUAGUGUUGUACAAGUGGUGGUGUUUGUUAUCAUGUUGUUUGGGAGUUGGUAUUAUGACUGAUUUUAUUA
This is a messenger RNA of Helianthus annuus (common sunflower), 2059 nucleotides long. RefSeq lists its product as uncharacterized. The transcript has 4 exons. Bases 1049 to 1966 code for a protein of 305 amino acids. NCBI's taxonomy places the organism in Eukaryota, Viridiplantae, Streptophyta, Magnoliopsida, Asterales, Asteraceae. The record is from RefSeq and is a predicted model, not a curated record.